Messenger RNA from Hypanus sabinus (Atlantic stingray), 3819 nucleotides. RefSeq names its product spire-type actin nucleation factor 2 (gene spire2). Gene Ontology annotation, biological process: establishment of meiotic spindle localization; actin filament network formation; actin nucleation. Gene Ontology annotation, molecular function: actin binding. Lineage: Eukaryota; Metazoa; Chordata; Chondrichthyes; Myliobatiformes; Dasyatidae. The transcript has 15 exons. The record is from RefSeq and is a predicted model, not a curated record. The coding region runs from base 356 to 2572 and encodes 738 amino acids. Gene Ontology annotation, cellular component: cell cortex; cytoplasmic vesicle membrane.
ACGCCGUGGAUUACAAGGAUGCCGCAUGUACCAUAGAUUAGGCGGAGGCUUACUGCUGACAGAAAAGACUAUGGCGAGUCGAGCAGUCAACGCCCAAGUUACCAGUUUGGGGAAUACUUUCCACAGCCAGUCUGUUCCAAUCUGAGCCGCCUGUGCUGCCUUUCACUGAUUACUUUUGUCCUUUUGGCUUUUCUCCUCCCAUUCCGCUGGGUGUUUAGGAGGCUGGGCUGGCCCAGAGCGGGACGAUCACAUGGUGCCUGCUGAUUGACACUGGAGCUGCGGACUGAGGCUGCGACUCGCUGUUGUGGAAACCCGGAGGAACGCUGAGAAGUGGAAAUGAGAAGGCGAAGGAGAGAUGGCCCGGUCAGCCAGUGAUGGGGAAUCCGAGCAGCAGGUAGCCGGCUCCAGCGACGUGCUGGAGUUGCAGGUUUUGUCCUUGGAUGAGAUCCUGAGAGCCUACGAGCAGCCGAUCAAUGAAGAACAAGCUUGGGCGGUGUGUUACCAGUGCUGCCGAUCCCUGCACAGAGACUGGCCCCGGGAACAGGUGCGCGUCGGCCGCGUCCGGGAGCUCGCAGCUAUCCUUCUGCAUCGGGAUGGCACCGUGUCCCUCUGCGAAGAGCAGAGGAGGCCCUCGCAUGCAGAUCCAAAGAAGAAAAUAUCCCCUCCAUUAUGUACAGAAAGGCAGAUGGUGCAAUCCCUUGGAUUUGCUAUUUACCGAGCUCUGGAUUGGGGUUUGGAUGAGAAUGAAGAGCGGGAGUUGAGCCAACAACUGGAGCAGCUGAUUGACCAGAUGGCCAAUAAUGACUCAGAUGGCAGCAAUGGCACAGCUGAUGAAGGGUACAGUGGGCAGGAAGAUGAGGAGGAGAGUGACGGCUCACCACGUUCAGUCUGUACUUUUGAACAAGUAAUGAAGGCAUGCACUCAACAUUUGUUGGACCAAAAUGAAGCAGAUGCACAUUUUCAAGCUGUCUGCAAGGCUUUAUUUGUGGAAACAUUGGAGUUACAAACAUUCCUAGUGAAAAUUAAGGAAGCUAAAGAGUUGCUGAAGAAGAUGCAGAUUGGAGAGUCACAGCAGGUCCCAAUGGUGGAAUUGGACAACCUCAACCACACAGACUGGGCUCGUCUUUGGGUACAGCUGAUGCGAGACCUCCGCCAUGGUGUAAAACUUAAGAAAGUUGAAGAAAAGCAGUACAACCCCCUUCCCACAGAAUACCAACUUACGCCAUUUGAGAUGUUAAUGCAGGACAUUAAAGCACGGAAAUAUAAACUACGCAAAGUCAUGGUUGAUGGUGACAUCCCACUAUGCGUGAAGAAAAAUGCCCACGAACUCAUUCUUGAGUUUAUAAGGUCACGGCCACCAUUAAAACCGGUCUCUGAAAGAAAUCUACGGCCCAAACCUCAGAAACCACGCAGUUUACAUGAGCGGAUUUUGGAAGAGAUAAAGUCUGAAAGAAAACUUCGACCAGUGCAAACUAUUGGUAGAAAGAGGAACAAAGAGAUGCUAUUUGGAUCAUUGCCAUGUCUGGUACAUGCCUGCACCGAUGAGCUGAAAUCAACUUCGUGCAUAGACCUCUCAGUUCCUGAGGCAAUGGGAAGUACACAGAGACCUAGACCCAAGGUUCUACUUAAAGCACCAACACUGGCUGAAAUGGAUGAAAUGUGCAUUUCAGAGGAAGAAGAUUCACCAAGUGCAGAAAUGCGAAGGGUUUCCAGCUCCCCAGUUCCUCUGAAACGCGAUCGCUCAUUCUCAGAACGUGAUCUCCUCCAGUUACAGGCUGAAUUUGCCCUGUCACAUUCGGAAUCGGCCUAUCUCUCAACAGAGGGUUCCCACACAAGGUUACAUUCAGGGACUGAAUCCGUAACCAGAACUGUGUCUCAGCAUAAAGCAGAUCAUAAUGAGGAAGUAUGGUCUAUGGAGGCUUAUAGAACUCGUUCUUCUUCUGCAGGGGGAGGGAUCCUGCGUACUUCAAGGGGUUUUUCUGAGAACCAUUCAAAUUUUUCCAAACACACGCUGAUGGAGGAGUUCAGUCACCCUGUAGAAAGUCUGGCACUGACUGUAGAAGAAAUAAUUAAUGUUCGAAAAGUCUUGGUUAAAGCUGAAAUGGAAAAGUUUCUGCAAAACAAAGAUCUCUACAACAGCCUGAUAAAGGGGAAGGUAUGCUGCUGCUGUAGAACUAAGUUCCCUAUGUUAUCGUGGCCUUCAACAUGUCUCUUUUGUAAAAGAUCUGUCUGUGGUUCCUGCAGUUUGAAGAUUAAGAUACCUUCUAAGAAACCUGCCCAUAUACCAGUCUACACUCUGGGUUUUGAGAAUACUCAAGGAGUCAGUCAGACAAAAUCUGCCCAGGCAAAAGCACUCUUCCAAUCUCAGUCCUUGAGGAAUAUCAGUAACCGGUCAGUAGAACAGGAUUUCCCACACCUUUAUGCACAUGGCUGUAGCUUCAAAGAUACUUGUGCUGAAUGCACAAAAUUUGUUGCUGAUGUCAUUAAUUCAAGCAGAAAAAGUAUGGACCUUCUGAACAACACUCCUUCAAGGAGAAUUCAGUCUAUGUACUCGCGCUCCACCAGAUCCUGAGAGAAGUACAAGAAGCAACAAACUGGCUGACGUAGUCAUUAAACAAAGUUGUCAGCAGUCACACUGCAUGAGCUAUUGUUAAUUCCUAAACCAACUGAAUGCAAUAUUUCGAGGGGGUGCCCAACUCAUUCUGAACAACUACAAACAUGACACAUAUUCACCAUGAAGGAUACAAAAGAACUGGAGUUUAUAGAGGUCAUGUUUAACAUUUUCAUGGUAAAACUCUUUUCACAUUGAGGCAAGAUAGUUGUCACACAGUUGAUGUGCUUUAUAGCCUUCUAUGAAUUCUUGAAUUUGGAGACUAGUCCUUUAAUUUUUGAGCUGGUGGCAAACUCAAUUUUCAUUCUUGCUGUUAACCAGCUAUAAAAGCUGAUUAGGUAGAGAAGAGAUACUUGAAUUCAGUACUUGAAAUACUUCCACAUUGAUAUGUCAAGAGACUGAGUCAGUUUGGAAUGUAGACCACUGGAAAUCUAUUAUUUUAAUUAGAAUUAAAUUCCAUUCUUUUCUCAGUUUUUGUUUUCUUGCCACUAUCUCCAGAAGACUAGAUCACUAAUAGUUCUGUUUCCUUGCAAAUGAAACAUGUACUACUGACAUUUAAAUUCUGGGACUUUAUUACGUGCUAACCUAGUGAGUGUUUUCAGCCCACACUCAAAAUUAGCACAGCAACAGAUUAAGUGGAUUUUACUUCAAGUGCAAUUUUUGAAUUAUUGACCUUGCCACGUGCACUGCUGUGAUGGUGCAUGAAGCCUAUCACAAUAUAAAACAAAGCAUCGGAGCUGACAUUGCUUUAGGACAGAUCAAAUGAUUGUUUUAUAUUCCUGAUUCUGUUGCACCUUACUGAAUAGAAUAAACUUGAGUCGCUUUGAACCAGAGCAGUAUCAAAGGCAUAAAUGAUGGUUGUCAGAGUCCAAUAACUAUACAGUAUGUUUUAAAAUGUUCAUUCUGGAGCUAAAAUAUUUUGUAUUGGGUGUAUUGACAAUCUGAGGAAUAAUCUAUAUACAAAGAUCUAACAUCUGAAAAGCUCAAUUGGCACUACCAGGUAAUUUUAUAAAUGAUUAAGCAUGCAAUAUUCAGCAUUUUUUGAUUGCUUAAUCAUUUAAGUUUCAAUUUCUUUAUACCAUAUCUUUAAUAAUUCAAAUAAUUAAAAUGAAGAGUUUUGAAUAAAGUGAGGUUUGCAUACAACAGCCAUGUUUAAUAUUAACUGUUCUCUUGUAGAGAUUAUUUUUCAUCACUGUAUAUUUGGACCA